CAUUCGCAGACGAGUUCAUGAUUUGAGCCGGGCAGCGGCCUUGGUAUCCGCACUAAUGUCACUGUUAGCAAAUAAGUGGCAGCGUGUGUGUCUCCUUCUCCUGAAGUCCAGGUGGAAAUGUGACCAACCCAAUGCUAAACUGUGCUCACUCGUCACUGGAGUGCGCACAAAAGAAGUGAACACUCGAUGCGGUGGAUGUGGUGGCAUUAACUCAGGAAGGUUGGAGGCAGCUGCUCAAUGGCCCAACAGGGCUGUAAAGUGGAGUGACUUUGUGUGUGGGGAUGGUCAAAGAAGAAGUCUUCAUAUUACCACUCCUCUUGCAGAAGAAAAUGCACUUCAGUUCAAGGAGAUAACAGAAGCUGCGUAUGAAAAGCUGGCAGAUGAAACACUGGAUGCUCUAGCAGAGUACUUUGAGGACCUCACAGAUGAGAGCUUUACUGCGUCUGACUACGACGUUGUUUUUUCUGGGGGAGUUCUGACUGUGAAAGUGGGCGGUGGCCAUGGCACCUACGUCAUCAAUAAACAAACACCAAACAGACAGAUUUGGCUCUCCUCUCCCACAAGUGGGCCAAAACGUUAUGAUUGGACGGGGGAGCGCUGGGUAUACGCCCACGAUGGCAUGGCCUUGCAUGAUCUGCUCUCCAAAGAAUUUUCUGCCAUCUUUCAGUCAAACAUGGACCUGUCACAUCUCAUCCAUUCCUGAUGGAGGCAGAAGAAGGAACAAAGUCUGUCAGAAUCACCAUUUUGCUGUACCUUUACUUUCAGCGAUGCAGAUAAUAUACUAGCAAAGCAGAACCAAUGAAGCAUUCACCAUUAUUGUUUGGGAUCCGAAAUGUUUUAUCAUGUAUACUCAUCCAAUACAUGUAAAGCAUUAUGUCAUGCUAAAUGACCGCAAUAAGAUCUCUUCCAACCGCAAAACAUCUUAAAGACAUUUCUGUUCUGUUUAUUUUUCAUGAUUUCUAAUGGUUUUGUUUAAGUACUAUGGCAAUACAAAUGAACCUGCCAAAAAGAAUGCACAGGCAUUUAAAAGGCUGCAUAAUUUGGACUGCUUUAGUCCAAAUUAUUAACUAAAUGGUGCUUCAAUUACAGUAAUUGAAGUACUUUCAUCACCCCCUCUUGUAUUUAUUUAACUGCAUUGGGCAAAUGGCAGUUACUGUUAAUACAUGCAUGGUUCAUCCCUGACAUGCAUUCAGAUACAAAUAAAAAGCCCUUAAGCAUCACUUUGUAUUCUAAACUCUUUAUUCUUUAUGGCCCAGAGUAGAAACUACUAGGAUAAUCCUGGCAAAUGAAUCUGGUUAGACUACAAUCGGAUUAAAGGGGUCAUUUUUUAAUGGCUCAUGGGCAGGUGAAAGAGACGAGAGGGCAGCCACUGUGAUUUGAAGCUUUUAACUCAAAGCCAGCAUUUAUAUGUCUGGACUUGUGAACUGGAAGGAGGAGACAAAGAGGAAUUACUGCAGACAGCUGGAGGAGAGCGCUUUUUCACAGCAGCUUUUAGGACCAGAUUGUCUGUAGUGAUUUUGGUCCGAAAAAGUGGCCUGCAUCAGUCUCUGAGAUGCUGCAGCAUCAGUUGUGUGGAAUAUUUAGCCUCCAGUAUGUCCAAAGUGUAUUGCUAAUACAGCUACAAUCAGUUAGAAUAUUGGAGGUGUAUGCUAGUAAAUAUGUGUCCAGGUUUUACAUGAAACAGUGUUUUCUACAUGUAGUCACGUUUUUCUUUUUUUCAUUUUCAGUUUUCAUUGUAUUUUGUGCAUAUAGUGUUGUGAUGAAUAUCUGUUAAUAAAAAUAAGUUAUGGUUUCUCCUCAA
Messenger RNA from Colossoma macropomum (tambaqui), 1801 nucleotides. It is a transcript of the gene fxn, whose product is annotated as frataxin. Gene Ontology annotation, biological process: iron incorporation into metallo-sulfur cluster; intracellular iron ion homeostasis. Gene Ontology annotation, molecular function: 2 iron, 2 sulfur cluster binding; ferroxidase activity; iron chaperone activity. The coding region runs from base 56 to 703 and encodes 215 amino acids. The transcript has 6 exons. Lineage: Eukaryota; Metazoa; Chordata; Actinopteri; Characiformes; Serrasalmidae. The record is from RefSeq and is a predicted model, not a curated record. Gene Ontology annotation, cellular component: mitochondrion.